Messenger RNA from Aaosphaeria arxii CBS 175.79, 1713 nucleotides. RefSeq names its product MFS general substrate transporter. Bases 239 to 1612 code for a protein of 457 amino acids. NCBI's taxonomy places the organism in Eukaryota, Fungi, Ascomycota, Dothideomycetes, Pleosporales. The record is from RefSeq and is a predicted model, not a curated record. The transcript has a single exon.
UGAGCAAAAUCCCCUUUCGCGAACAGCGGCUAGUAGUGCAGUUGGCCGUUUGUCUACGAAUAAUUCACGGCCGUACGUAAAGAAAAUUGAAUCAAAACUUUGCCAAAAUUUGAUGCAAACAUAGUCCCCAUUAUCAUCUUUAUGCUUAACAGGCUCUGUACCGUAUGCCUACGAGUCUGCGCUUCUCCUUGGAUUCGCUCUAAUCGUGUAGUUAUGUUCCGGGAGCAGUAGAUGCAGUAUGCCUGGACUAACCGGCGAUACUGCUCAUAUGAAUACAUCUUCACGACCUGAGCAAAAGCUCUCCCCUAAUGUAUCCAACGAGCUAGCAGUGUUUCGAGCCACCAGGAAGGCCACAAUUCUACGAAGGCGUUCCUACAUCGGUUCAGCAUUGAUCUCAUUCAACGUAUAUGGCAUCAUCCUCUCAUUUGGCCCAUACCUUGACUUAUAUUAUAAGUCAAUACAUCCUCGAAAGCCAGACAUUGUCCAGUUAUCCUCGAUCCAAGCAGCACGACUCGUCUUCGCCUUUGCGGCCAUAUAUCCGAUCGGCUAUUUCUAUCGACAAAAGCUGCAGAGAACGACGAUAUGGAUCAGUACGGUCGGCGCGAUACUGUGUCAGGGCGCUGUGAUUGAGAGCAGCAAGUGGUGGGAACUGAUCGUGGUCAGUGGCUCGCAAGGCUUCUUCCUAGGAUCUCUCGCGACAUCCGGGAUUCUAUGUCUAGCAACUCACUAUCGCAACAACCUUCCCCUUACCUCGAUGAUAUGCACCAACGCCGGCUUCCUCGGGGCAAUAACCUACACAAUGAUAUCCUACAUGUGCGUUGAGCGCCCGAGCAAAUGGGUCAACGCACAAUACAUCAACAUCUCCCUCCUGACCCCAACCCUCGUCAUCGCCUCCCUCCUCCUCAAACCGAACCCAACAUACGCACAUCCCCAACCACUACGACCACUCCCACUGAAAAGGUAUCUAACAUCCCGCACGACGAUCUGCUUCACGCUGGGGUACUGGCUCAUCUCCACCACCCUCUUCGUCUGGCCGACGACUUACCUGCUGCUCCACUCCCCCUCCCACUCGCCCAGCACCUCCCCCCUACACCUCGUCCUCGCACUGACAGCCACCUACGCCACGGCGUUCAUCUCUGCAUCCAUAGUGACAUCUCCGUACGUCCGAAGAAGCGUCGGCCCGGUGAACACGUUCGUAGCUGCGUCGCUGGUCGCGGCCGCCUGCUAUCUGACCCCCGCGUGGAUGCCGGGGAACAUGAUAGUCCUCCUGCCGAGCACCAUCAUCUACGGUGCGUGUCUCGGACCGCUGGUGGUCCUGGGCGUCAAGGUGGUUUCCGUUUUCGAAGGCGGCGGCGGCGGGAAGGAGGGGGGCGAGGAGGACAGGAGGACAAUGCCGGGAUUCAUCGCGGGCGUUCAGACCGGCGCGGGCGGGUCCGCGGGACUGGGGGUCAUGGUGGCGGCGGUGGUGGUGAGGGCAUGGGAUGAAGGACAAGGAGGGAUUGGUUUUAGGGUUUUGGGGUCGGGGGCUGUUGUGUUGACGGUUGUUGGGUGUUUGCUGUUGGGGUGCGCGAGGUGGGAGAGGGGUGGGAGGAGGUUUAGGAUUGUGAUUUGAGGGUUGUGUGACGUUUGUAUGCUGGCAGGUUGGUUGCAGUGUUGAUUGAUCCUAUGGAAAGAGUUGGAUUUGGGUAUUCAGAUGGAGGAUGGAUUUGCUCG